CAUUGGAGACUCUUCAUGCUUAGCAGCAAAAUGGCCGCCCGUCUACAGACUGACUCCACAGCGCUUUGAAAUUGAACAUUUCUGCAUAUUUUUGCUUUACUCGGCAGCAAUCAAACUACUUGUUUACAAGCCGGUGGCGCGUUGCGCGUGUAUUUUCAUGAUAGUUUCAUUUACUUGACGUACCCGCUCAGGCGUCGCGGUUCUUGUAGCUUCGACGAAUGCCUCAGAAAGCUAAAAAGAAAAAACGCACUGAAGCACUUUAGCAGAAAGCUCGCUAGCUUUUCUUCAUAUGUGAUUGCUGAGAAGAAACGACUGGAGCAGUAGUUCAUGGAAGACAAGAAAAGGAAGAAAGAAGACAAAAGGAAAAGGGAAGCCUCUCAGAAGGUUACAGAGCAAAAGAACAAAGUACUAGAUUUGACCAAGCAGGCAUCUGCCCAUCCUCCUGCCACUCAGAGCAUCUCUGCCUCCCCCAGCCCUGGACCCAUCCCUUCUGCAUCACCGUCUCCAGCCACUUCAGGCCCUGGCUGUGCUGCCGCCCAGUCACAGGGUGGUAACAAUGCCAAGCGCCUCGCUGUGGCCAACGGACAGCCCGCCUCCGCCGCCAGUUCUUCCUCUGCCGCAGGCAGCGCAAGCGUUCCAGGAAACGGGAAUACAAGUAGCGGAGGUGCGGGCCAGCAGCAACCUCGCUAUAUGCCGAGAGAAGUGCCACCGAGAUUCCGCUGCCAGCAGGACCAUAAAGUGCUACUGAAAAGGGGUCAGCCGCCACUGUCCUCCAUGCUGCUGGGAGGGGGAGGCGGAGGAGGAGCAGGGGAAGGCCCCAAUGCAAACACAGCUGCUGUCUCAGACUCUGGUGUGGCUACCUCCUCAUCAGCUCUCACCUCAUCAUCCGUUGCUGCUUCGACCACUACUUCUAAUUAUGCAAAUUCCAUGUGGGGCACAAGCUUAGGCAGCCAGGCCUCCUCUCAGGGCAGGGAGAAGGUGAUUGUAGAUGGGAAUGACCUGGAAGAGUGGCCCAGCAUUGCUGGAAGUGAUGGUGGAGGAGCCUCUUUCACUGUGGCUGGAGGGGGGAGCGGCGGAAGCAGCAGCACCAACAACGGGAUGCCUGUGAAUAGCACCAGUGCCUCUGGCAGCCAGUCCACUUCCUUGUUCUCUUUGCCCAAUGAAUGUACGCAGUCGUCCAGUAGUGUGGCGUGGGGGACGGCUGCCGCCCAGGGCCAUGUUGGAGGAGGAAACGCAGUAGCUUCAGCUGGGCCUGUAUUACAGCAGUCCUCCAAAGCCGCCACCGUGCCGGGAAGCCACGAUGCCGGUGGCCUCGUCGAUGGCAGCGGUGGGAUUCCGGGUGCCAACUUUAAUCCAAAUGCCAACCCUUCGGCCUGGCCAGCCUUAGUGCAACAGGAUGGGCCUGGUGUCGCAGGGGAAGGAGGCUCAUCUUCCUUCCAUCAUCAGGGUCCCGCGGGGACUGUAUCUGCCAACAAUUCUGCUUCCGUAGGGCUAAAGGCUGGGCCGGUCGGGGUGCUAGGGGGUCACCAAGCUUUGUCUGUGAAUCAAUCAAGCACUCAUCAGCACCAACUUCACCAAAUGCAAUCCAGAGACAGAGAGAUGGGAGCGGGGAAGUGGGAUAGUGAAUCAGCGGGACCAAAAAUUGCAGGAGAGGAAGGAGUCGCGGGAGGAACAGGAGGUGGCGGGGACCACAAUCUUUCUUCCUCGUGGAGGGGCCAGCCCUCUUACCCUGCAUCCAAUUCCAAAAUGGGUGCCUCAAGGACUGACGGAUGGGAGGGCAGAGACGGUGGCGUGGGGGCAUACAGAGCUGCUGAAGGGGAUAACGGGUCCGCGGGUUGGGGUUAUCCGGGGGCCUCUGGUGGGGUUAAUACAUGGGGUAGUGCUAAAACUGGAGCAAAUGAUAGUCAAACUGGGGUAUCUCAGGGAGGGUGGGGGACAUCCGGAGUAGGAGCGGAAAAAGGGGUGUCUAGUGUCGACUGGGGUGCGAGUUCGUCUGGAGCUAAUCCCGGAGAAGUCACGGGAGGAGCCUGCAGUAGUAACAGCAGCAGUAGCGGAUGCAGCACAGCUGGCAAUCCACCUGUCACCUCAACUAUUAUGAACAGAGCUUGGGACAAUCAGAAAGGAGAAGGAGAAACAGGGGAGUGGUGUGAGCACGGAGCACGUGGAGGAUCUUUAUCCAGUGGUGGCAAUUCCAGAUCCGAAAGGGAAUAUAACGGCAGUCGUCCCCGGCGUCAGCCACCUGAUACUGAAGCUGCCUUACAGAACCUGCUCAGCCGUCCUGAUCUCGAUCCACGGGUACUCUCAAACACAGGCUGGGGCCAAACGCAGAUUAGACAAAACACAGCUUGGGAUCUUGAUAAUCAAGCGGAACACAAUAAGAGUGCGAAACACUCAGCCUCUCUGGGAAAUUCUUCUCAGUAUUCCUCUGCACCCAGACUCCUGACCGGUGAUUCUAACGGACCUGGGGUCCACCCUCCCUUGCUUUCAUCUGCCGGCUCCUCUGGAGAGGGCUGGGAGACGAGCAGCAGCAGCAGUAGCAGUGGUGGAGCCUCUUUAACCGGUAGAGCCCCACCUCCGUCAGGCCCCAAUAUGAGUAAUCUUGGCGUCUCACAAUCUGCUCCCGUGGUCACAGGAGGUACCGGCGGUGGGUCGGGACCGCUAGGACAUAACCAGCCAGGGAAAGCCACUGGCUGGGGUACGGGAGGAAUGGGUGCUGUGGAUAAUCAGGAGACCAAAGGGUGGGGCAAUGAAGAAUGGAGAACCAAUAGAGGAAACGGGAGUGGUUGGGGCGGUUUGGGGCAACAAGGUAACCCAAGCUGGGGAGGAAAUGACGAGAGGGGAGCUGGGUGGAAAGAAAUGGGUGGGGAAGGGCGAGGAAGUGGGUGGGGCUCAGGGCAGAAGGUUGGGACAGGUAGGGACUGGGGCGAGCAGGAUUCCAAAUCUAAUAGCAGCGGGGGUUGGGAAGGCGAAUCGAAGAGCGGAGGGAGGAACUCAGGUGGGGAUUCGGGCGCGGGCGGUUGGGGAAGCUGGGACGACGAAACUCCACGGAGAACAUGGGGCGCGGGAGGGAGCGGAGCGGUCGGAGUUCCUGGCUCCAAAGCCCAUCAAAGCUGGAGCGGAGGAAAUAAAAUGCAUCAGAUGCCAAACAGCCAGUCAGGCUCAAUCACAGGCCUACAGGCACAACUGCAACAGCAACAAUCACAACCCCGUAAUCAGCCUCCACAGCUGCAACAAGCAUUGGACCAAGGGGCUAUGCAAGGGGGCACUGGGAGAAAAGCAAUCUCCCAAACCCAGAACCAAAGCUCAGGCUGGACCUCGGGGCCCAUCCCGGCAUGUCACGGAAGUGGAUCCGAACCCAGCGGUUGGGAGGAACCCUCCCCGCAGUCUUUAAGCAGGAAAAAUGAAAUAGACGACGGAACAUCAGCGUGGGGAGACCCGACACAUUACAACUACAAGCCAGUUAAUCUGUGGGACAAGAACAGCAACCCCGCUGGUCAGACUCCACAACAACAGGGACCUUCACCUCCGACACAGCAGCUAAACAGACCUGCUGCGGGACCUCCGGGUAGCAGGGACUUCAACACUGCACACGGACAAGGAAAGGCCACAACAAUUGGUUCUUCAGGUUGGGGUGGUACGCCUCCAGCGAGUCCCACAGUAGAUAAUGGCACAGCUGCGUGGGGAAAACCUACAGAUGCACCUUCUGGCUGGGGGGAACCUGAUGACGCCGUGGGAAAAACAGGAUGGGGAAACCCGCCUCCCAAUUCCCUCAAAUCUGGCUCAAAGUCUAUGCAGGACAGCUGGGGGGACAAAGAUGGCUCUGUGACAGCGUCACGUCACUCGAGCUGGGAGGAAGAGGAGGAGGGCGGGAGCAUGUGGAACAGCGCCGGCUCCCAGGGUAGCGGGUCGUCUUGGGGACAGGGUAGCACUGGUGGCUGGGGACAGAGCCACAAUGUCAAGAAGGCUAGCAACAAGGGCCCGCUCAAGGUUGGUGGAGAUUCCUGGAUGAACCCAAUCAACCGACAAUUUUCAAAUAUGGGGCUUCUGAAUGAUGAUCAGACCGGACCAAACAUCGACCUGGCAUCAGGCGCUCUCCAGGAGAAAAAAGUAGAUAUGGAGAAACGAGCCAUGGGAAUGAUGGAUUACAACGGAGACAUGAGGAAAGGAAGAGGGGGAGGCGGCAUGGCUUAUCGUUCACCCGUUUCCAAAGAGGCAGCACCUGGGGAUACUGUUUCUUUUUAUGACAAGACCUUGCUCUUGAACAAUCAGGAUGGGUACCUUGGGGAGGACGCUCCUUGCUCUUUGUUCUCACCACCCACUGCCUUCAAGCCCCAUUCCCUCUUCAAUCACACUAUCCCCUUUAGACAAGGUGGCCACAGUCUCCUUGGCAGUAGUGGAGGGAUGUCUCAGCCCAGACACCAGCCAACCAAUGUUCCACCCGUGAACCAGUCCCCAGGGAUACGAGCACAAGUGCCUCAUCAGUUCCUGUCACAGCAGGUGCCAGGCUCCAUGCUGAAGCAGAUGCCCCCUCCCAGCGGGAGCGUGGGGGGUGUUGGUAAUGUUGGAGGAGUGGCGGGAGUCGGCGGCGGUGUGUUCCCUCCGCAGCUAUCCCCCCAGCAUAUUGCCAUGCUCAGCAGCAUUUACCCACCGCACAUCCAGUUUCAAUUGGCUUGUCAGCUCCUCCUCCAGCAGCAACAGCAGCAGCCUCAACAGCAGCUGCUGCAAAACCAGAGGAAGUUCACGCCGAAUGUGCGGCAGCAAGCUGACCCUCAACAGUUGGCCAGGAUCAUGGCCAUACUCCAGCAACAACGGCAGCAACAGCAAGUCGGGAGUUUGGGUGGAAACAUCAAACUCUCCCCCUCCCACCAUGGAGGAAGUGGUGCCAAAUUACAUGGGGCGGACUCCCUGCCCCACCAUGGCCUGGCGGGAUCUGUGGCUGACCUGCACCAGAAAACGCUUGGACCCUACUCUAGCUUUAGUUCUGGUAUGAACCUCACAGGUCUGGACCUGGGUGGCUCCGCGGUCGGGGCGCCUGGCACUAUCAAGGACAUGGGAGGUCAACAAUCUCGCUUCAAAUGGAUGAUGGAGGGGCACUCCUCCCCAGACACAUCAUCACCUGAAAAUGCAUUCCACAAAAAUGGUCCAGUCACCCCCAUGAAGAUGCCGGGGGGCACCCCCUACUCACAGUACGAUAUGAUUGUCGGAGACGCACAAGGCAGCACCAAUUGGCAUCGCACUCCUGGCAAGAUGAGUACCAAGCCCAGCACCACGCCCAGUUGGCCCCCAGAGUUCCAGCCUGGCGUUCCCUGGAAAGGAAUCGAUCGGGUUGACCCCGAAUCGGAUCCUUACAUGACGCCAGGGAGCAUGAUGGGAAACACCGCCUCUCCAGGCCUCAAUGACACUGAGCACCAGUUGUUACAAGACAAUACCGAUUCCAUCCCUCCCCUCAACACCUUACUGCCUUCACCGGGUGCCUGGCCCUACAGUGCCUCAGAUCCCCUUAACAACGCACAUAACUCAGCAAAGUACACAGACUAUAAGACUGGAUGGCCCCCCGAGCCCAUUGGACACAAGUCUUGGAAAGCCAGUCGCGGUAGCAACCAGGCGCAGCUGUCCCGCCCACCUCCGGGCUUAGCCAGUCAGAAACAGAUAUCGCCUACGCCGUGGUCUGGCGGUGCCCCCCGACUCACCGGCAGAGGGUGGAGCAGUGGCUCAGGCACCGCUGGCACAGCGUGGAGCGAUGGCAGCUCUCGGGAAGGUUGCUGGUUGGUGCUCAGCAAUCUCACACCACAGAUUGAUGGCUCCACGCUUCGAACCAUCUGCAUGCAACAUGGCCCGCUGCUGACCUUCCACCUGGGAUUGACCCAGGGCAGUGCACUUAUCCGUUAUGGUUCCAAACAGGAAGCAGCCAAGGCCCAGAGUGCCCUCCACAUGUGUGUUCUGGGCAACACCACCAUCUUGGCCGAGUUUGUGAGUGAAGAGGACGUGGCCAGAUACAUUGCACAUUCCCAGGCCGGAGGGUCGGGGAACGGCAGCGCUAGUUCAGGCGCUACUGUCCCUCCGUCCUCUGCGGCGGGGACUAAAGAAAGCGCGGGAGCCUGCGAGCUUACGCCGGCGGCAUCGGCAGCAGGAGGCGGCGGAACAGGGGGCGGCGGCGAGGGAGGCUCUUCGGCAGGUACGACCGUGCCGGCCGGACAUUCGGAAUCCACGUGGCAGAGCUUGGAAGGCGCGGGCAGCUCGUCAGAACAGUCCGCCGCGCCCGGUUUGGGCAUCUUCUCCCAGUGGAGCAGCAACAGCGCCAACGUGGUGGCGGCCGGAGGGGUGGAGGCGGGAAGGCAAGGUUUAUGGGGGGGUAUGAGCGGGGCGGGGUACCCCAGCAGUAACCUGUGGGGAUCGCCGGCACUUGAAGAUCGCCAUCAGAUGGGAAGCCCGGCUUCACUGCUGCCAGGGGACCUUCUGGGAGGCGGGGCCGACUCAGUCUGAAGCGAUCACGUUGAAAAAUCAAUCGUCACCACAUCACGCUCUAUUUAUUUCCACACACAUGAUGUGAAUUGAAGCUACACUGGUCUCCCGUCAAGGCUACAUGCAAUAUUCUGUUUUUUUCCCCCCCUCACACAUGAACGCAUCCAAGUUAAAUGAAGACCACAGUGAAACUUGAAGCGGGGGGCAGGGGGAGGACCUCUCGGACCGAACUGGGUAGUUCUGUCUUUUUACUCCACGACCCGAUCACUCAGGCAUGUACUGCGACGGGCUCCGCCGAGCCUCGCGUCAACACGUUUAGCUCUCGCUCUUCUUUGUGUGCCACAGUUGUCUUCCCCGCCGCCCCUCCUCCUUUUGUAUUUAAUGUCCACGACUUGCAGACUGAGCCUUCUUUAGACCCGGCGUACUUAAGUUCUCAUGUUCGGAAGCUCGAUAAAAGGAUCUGAAGUGUGUCGGGUAACGGGGGAUGACGGCACCUCGCUCGCUCUCAACUGGACCAGUGGCAACUUAAAGGAGUAGAGGAGCUUUCCCCCCAAACACCCUUUUUACCGACACCUCUACCUUGGAGGAAAUGCCAUCAACAUGGGGCCCAGGGUUUUAAAAAAAAAAAAAAAAACUUAGCCAAACUUGCACUAUAUGCCUCUGGGGUUUGUUGUUGACUCAUCCAAUACAAAUCCCUCCACAACUCGACACCGACCUUACAGGACGACUCGUAAUGUUACAUCAGCAGUGGCCUUGGCCCACUCUCACACUCACCUACCAAUUACACACUGCUCUUUGUUUGACAAGCAAAACUUUCCUCCGUGAAGUUGGCCCCCGAUUAGAUCCAAAUUUAUAUAAAAUGGCAAACGUUUGUGCUACUGUUUUUUUUUUUUUUUUUUUUUUUUUACUUAUUUACAAUUCUUUCCUAGGUCAAUAUGAGGUCAACCAUUGAUCAAAAAUGGUGUCAAUCGUUUGCUUUGUUUGUGCUUCAAUGGUUUUGUAGAUAUUAUGCCGAAUGGAACCACAACGAUGCCAUUCCUUUGUGCUAGGCUAGCGCUCAUUUGUGCUGUAAAAAUUUCCGUUUGUGCCGCGAUCGUUUUAUCGAUAUUGGGCUAUUUCGAGUGAUGUCACUCGCAGCUUUUCCAUCUUCUAACUCUAACUCCCGCGUCUGACGGAGCGUACCAACUCUCUCAAUAACAGAGGAGUGUCCCGACAACUAGCACAAACGAAUGACACCAGUUAGUAUGUGGUGCGCACCAGAUAGUAUGUGGUUAGCACUACAAACUAUCUGAUACGCAUCAGGUAGUAUGUGGUGCCGAACCGAUAUUAUGUGGUGCGCACCAGUUCGUAUUAGGUGUGCACAAGAUAAUAUGUGGUGCACAACAAGUCGUAUGUGGUUAGCACUACUAACUCUAUAGUGCACUCCAGGUGUUAUGUGGUGCGCACCAAAUGCUCACCAGAUAUUGUGUGGUGCGCUCCAGAUAGUAUGUGGUGCGCAACAGACAGUAUGUGGUUAGCACUACAAACUAUUUGGUGCGCACCAGAUCGUAUUUUGUGUGCAAAAGAUAGUAUGUGGUGCGCAACAAAUAGUAUGUGGUUAGCACUAUAGUCUGUGGUGCACACUGGAUAGUAUGUGGUUAGCACUACAAACUAUCUGAUACGCACCAGGUAGUAUGUGGUGCCCAACCGAUAUUAUGUGGUGCGCACCAGUUCGUAUUAGGUGUGCACAAGAUAAUAUGUGGUGCACAACAAGUCGUAUGUGGUUAGCGCUACUAACUCUAUGGUGCACUCCAGGUAGUAUGUGGUGCGCACCAAAUGCUCACCAAAUAUUGUUUGGUGCGCUCCAGAUAGUAUGUGGUGCGCAACAGACAGUAUGUGGUUAGCACUACAAACUAUUUGGUGCGCACCAGAUCGUAUUUUGUGUGCAAAAGAUAGUAUGUGGUGCGCAACAGAUAGUAUGUGGUUAGCACUACAAACUAUUUGGUGCGCACCAGAUAUUGUGUGGUGCACACCAGAUAGUUUGUGGUUAGCACUACAUAGUAUGUGGUGCACACCAGAUAGUAUGUGGUUAGCACUACAAACUAUCUGAUAAGCACCAGAUAGUAUGUGGUGCCCAACCGAUAUUAUGUGGUGCGCACCAGUUCGUAUUAGGUGUGCACAAGACAAUAUGUGGUGCACUACAAGUCGUAUGUGGUUAGAACUACUAACUCUAUGGUACACACCAGGUAGUAUGUGGUGCGCACCAAAUGCUCACCAGAUAUUGUGUGGUGCGCUCCAGAUAGUAUGUGGUGCGCAACAGAUAGUAUGUGGUUAGUACUACAAACUAUCUGAUAAGCACCAGAUAGUAUGUGGUGCCCAACCGAUAUUAUGUGGUGCGCACCAGUUCGUAUUAGGUGUGCACAAGACAAUAUGUGGUGCACUACAAGUCGUAUGUGGUUAGAACUACUAACUCUAUGGUGCACACCAGGUAGUAUGUGGUGCGCACCAAAUGCUCACCAGAUAUUGUGUGGUGCGCUCCAGAUAGUAUGUGGUGCGCAACAGAUAGUAUGUGGUUAGUACUACAAACUAUUUGGUGCGCACCAGAUCGUAUUUUGUGUGCAAAAGAUAGUAUGUGGUGCGCAACAGAUAGUAUGUGGUUAGCACUACAAACUAUUUGGUGCGCACCAGAUAUUGUGUGGUGCACACCAGAUUGUUUGUGGUUAGCACUACAUAGUAUGUGGUGCACACCAGAUAGUAUGUGGUUAGCACUACAAACUAUCUGAUAAGCACCAGAUAGUAUGUGGUGCCCAACCGAUAUUAUGUGGUGCGCACCAGUUCGUAUUAGGUGUGCACAAGACAAUAUGUGGUGCACUACAAGUCGUAUGUGGUUAGAACUACUAACUCUAUGGUGCACACCAGGUAGUAUGUGGUGCGCACCAAAUGCUCACCAGAUAUUGUGUGGUGCGCUCCAGAUAGUAUGUGGUGCGCAACAGAUAGUAUGUGGUUAGUACUGCAAACUAUUUGGUGCGCACCAGAUCGCAUUUGGUGUGCAAAAGAUAGUAUGUGGUGCGCAACAGAUAGUAUGUGGUUAGCACUACAUAGUAUGUGAUGCACAACAAGUCGUAUGUGGUUAGCACUACUAACUAUGAUGCACACCAGGUAGUAUGGGGUGUGCACCAAAUGCUCACCAGGUAUUGUGUGGUGCGCUCCAUAUACUAUUUGGUGCGCACCAGAUCGUAUUUGGUGUGCAAAAGAUAGAAUGUGGUGCGCAACAAAUAGUAUGUGGCUAGCACUACAAACUGUCUGGUGCGCACCAGAUAUUGUGUGGUGCACACCAGAUAGUUUGUGGUUAGCACUACAUAGUAUGUGUUGCAUACCAGAUAGUAUGUGGUUAGCACUGCAAACUAUCUGGUGCACACCAGAUAUUAUUUGGUGCGCAACAGAUGUUAUGUGGUGCGCACCAGAUGCACACCAGAUCUUAUUAGGUGUGCACAAGAUAGUAUGUGGUGCGCAACAAAUAGUAUGUUGUUAGCACUACAAACAAUCUGUUGUGCAUCAGUUUGUUUCUACUGUGCACCACAUACUAUGUGGUGCGCACCAGAAUGUUUAAAUUUCUUUCUUUCCUUUUGGGGCUACGUACAAAAUGGACACAAAGUACUCCCAUUUGUGCUAGUGCGCUAGUUAUCGGGACACCCCUCUGUUUUUGGGAGUUGGUACGCUCCCUAGGCGUACUAUCACAAACGAACAACACCACUUUGACUUCGGGUCCAUUUUGCGCCCCCCAUUUACUGCAAAUUGGACCCAAUGUGGUGUCAUUUGUUUGUUCUAGUACUUGGGAUACCCCCCUGUUAUUGAGAGAGUUGGUACGCUCCGCCAGUCGCCGGAUUUAGGAUACGAAAGAGCUGUGAUUGACGUCAUCACUCGAAAUAAAUAGCUCAAUAUCUGUAUAACAAUCGCAGCAAAAACGAAUGGCACUAUUUCGGUUCCAUUUUGCACGAAAUGAGGGGGCUGCAUGACGUCAUCACUACAAAUGAAAAGAUUACCUACAAAACCGUAGCAGCACAAACGAUAGACACCAUUUUUAAUCAAAAUGGGGGCCCGGUUGAUCUUGGAUUAACCUAUUAAAAAAAAAAAGUCUCAAAUAUGAUAGCAGCACAAACGAUUGACAUCAUUUUUAUAUAAAUUUGCGUCUGAUGGGUGGGGCCAACUUCACGGUGGUGUGAAACGUUGAUCUCCGUGCGGAUGUCCAUCAAUUUUCUCUCCGUUUGAAGAGAAACUUUGCAGAGAUCUCAUUGUUCCCCAAACACUGACCUCGCUAUUGUAUUUUUUGUUUUCCUCGUUCAAAGAAAUCAAGUUGGUUGUUAUUAUUCGAUAUUGUCCCGAUGUUAACGACGACUACGGUCACUUAUUUACUUGCUGUUCAAGGUGCCCUCCUUUGCCUGCCUUGUGUGUGCAUGACAGAAGCGUCGACGGUAUGACCGAACGGAGGACGUAGAAGGUGACGACGCUAGUUUAUCCGAGUGUGUAAGCGCGUGUGUUCUAUUGCUACAAUGUUGAAUGUGUUUUGCUUUGUUUUGUCCAUGAGAGAUUCAUCCGAGCGCACUCGGCUUUGGAACACUUAUCUGCUUCAGUCAGGGAAGUGAAUAGAUGUUUAUCUGACAGCUUGGCUUUUUGGAGAAUGAAUGCGUUUGUACGUUCAUGAGUGAGUGCGUGCGUGACCACCAGACAUUGUGAUAGCUGAAAAGUUCAAAAACAUUGGCACUAUUACAGACGUCUCUUAAAUUUUGUUUUUUUUUAGCAGUGUUUUGUUCAUGUUUGUGUUUUUUUUUUUUUUUUUUGUCAAUUGAAAGAUUUGUUUUUAAGACAAAGCAACCAACUGAAGGCAUUUGUAUUCAAAUGCCCAAAUCCGAGCUCGGCUGGAAACUGUGUUUUACGGACACGUUAAAAGACAGUAGCUGUUAUGUUUUACUAUUUUUUUCUGUUUUGUUUUGUUUGGAUGUUAUGUAUCAAUUUAAAUUAAGUCUGUCUUUAUCACUCCUGUUCAGGAUGUUUUUGUUUAUUUCAGAUGUUACAAAAAGGAGAGGAAAUUAAUUUAAAGUGGAGAAGAACAAGAUAAUAAAGGUUCAAAUGAGGUCUUUUGCUGUUUUUUAAUUUUCUGUGCCUAAAAAGAGAAUUCAUUCAAAUUUACCUUGAGGCUGCUUGAUUAGACCUUUCCAGCUUGUACGUACAGGUACUCAGUAAUGAAAGUUCAGCAGGACCAACAACCAAAGGAGGUAUUUGCCAUGUGGCGAAAUCGAUUUUGCCAUGUUUUUGCCACGUAUCGCAAAAUUGUUUUGCCACAUGGAAAAAUCGAUUUUCCCACAUGGCAAAAAAAAAUGCCACAUUGCAGAAAAGAAAAAAAAAGCCACAUAGCAAAUAAAUGCCACAUGGCAAAAUACAUUUUGCCACAUGGCAAAAAAAUACCGCAUGGCAAAAUACAUUUUGCCACAUGGCAAAAAAAAAUGCCGCAUGGCAAAGUCCAUUUUGCCACAUGGCAAAAAAAAAUGCCGCAUGGCAAAGUCCAUUUUGGCACAUGGCAAAAAAAUGCCACAUGGCAAAGUCCAUUUUGGCACAUGGCAAAAAAAUGCCACAUGGCAAAAUCCAUUUUGCCACAAUGUUAAAAAAAAAUGCCACAUGGCAAAAUCCAUUUUGCCACAA
This is a messenger RNA of Corythoichthys intestinalis (scribbled pipefish), 12138 nucleotides long. It is a transcript of the gene tnrc6ba, whose product is annotated as trinucleotide repeat containing adaptor 6Ba. Gene Ontology annotation, molecular function: nucleic acid binding. Gene Ontology annotation, cellular component: nucleoplasm; P-body. Gene Ontology annotation, biological process: miRNA-mediated post-transcriptional gene silencing; positive regulation of nuclear-transcribed mRNA poly(A) tail shortening. Lineage: Eukaryota; Metazoa; Chordata; Actinopteri; Syngnathiformes; Syngnathidae. The coding region runs from base 328 to 6483 and encodes 2051 amino acids. The record is from RefSeq and is a predicted model, not a curated record. The transcript is spliced from 22 exons.